Messenger RNA from Oncorhynchus kisutch (coho salmon), 5154 nucleotides. Its product is annotated as synaptotagmin-11-like. Gene Ontology annotation, molecular function: calcium ion binding; clathrin binding; calcium-dependent phospholipid binding. Gene Ontology annotation, biological process: vesicle fusion; calcium ion-regulated exocytosis of neurotransmitter. Gene Ontology annotation, cellular component: exocytic vesicle; plasma membrane; synapse. The coding region runs from base 274 to 1653 and encodes 459 amino acids. The record is from RefSeq and is a predicted model, not a curated record. Lineage: Eukaryota; Metazoa; Chordata; Actinopteri; Salmoniformes; Salmonidae. The transcript is spliced from 4 exons.
GAGUCCGUGAGUACCAGUCUCGAGCCCCACGCAGCCUCCGCAUCCGAUAAAUAAUAGCAUCGUUGAGUUUGGUGUAUAGAGAGCGAAUAGACCAUUUGAAAAGAGCAAGACAAUCAUUAUUUAUUAACCUGUGAGCUCAUUUUCUGGAAUAUUUGGUUGAAGUAUCGUUACUCAUUCUCUAUGGAUAUAUAAUAGGGACAAAUCAGCUUUAUAUUCGUUCAUUUACUCUUUUUAUCUGGGCGGCCAGUAAAGCAUCCUGCGUUAAUUCUCAAAAUGGCUGAGAUUACAGAUUUACGACCUGCAUAUGACAUGUCACCGGUGCUGGCCGGUUUUAUCGGUGCGGCGGCUCUGGUGGUUGCCGUGGUGAUCCUGGUUCUCCUGUGGUCCUUCUGCCAGCGUCGACACCUCCGGGUGACGGGCCGAUACAAGCUCCAUGGUGAUCAGUACUGUGACUCGGCUGAAGACCCGCCCUACAAGUUCAUCCACAUGCUGAAGGGCAUCAGUAUCUACCCAGAGUCCCUCAGCAGCAGCAAGAGGAUAGUACGGGUGGCCAGGCGUGCUGGGUGGCAGGGGGAGAGAGACAGAGAGAGGGGUGGCGGCCGCGGGAUGGUCCUGGUGGAUGCGGAGAACAACAUCCUGGACGCGCCUACCCAUCUCCAGAUGAGCCACCUGGUUCCCCCUGCUGGCCAGCCCAGGAUGGAGCGGGCACUGCCCGUCAGGGCCGACUACUGCUGCCUGGAUAGCUCAGCUACCAGUAGCGAGAACAGCAGCAAGACUGUUUCACCUUUCACCCCCGCGUCCUCAGACCCAGAAUCAGAGCCUGAAGCCAGCCUGGGCUCCCUCAGCCUGGCUUUAGACUACAACUUCCCCAAGAAGGCCUUGGUGGUGACCAUCGUUGGAGCCCAUGGCCUGCCUGCAGUAGACGAACAGGGGAACAGCUCCGACCCUUACGUGAAGAUGACCAUCCUCCCUGAGAAGAAGCACCGGGUGAAGACCAGGGUCCUGAGGAAGACGCUGGAGCCGGUGUUUGACGAGACGUUCACGUUCUACGGGGUGGCCUACAGCUCGCUGCCCGAGCUCACGCUGCACUUCCUGGUGCUCAGCUUUGACCGCUUUGCCCGCGAUGAUGUCAUAGGGGAGGUGGUGGUUCCACUGACAGAGUUGGAACCCAGCACGGGGCGGGUGCACAUCACCCAGCAAAUCAGCAAGAGGAACAUGCAGUGCGAGAGCCGUGGGGAACUGUUGGUGUCUCUGUCCUACCAGCCAGUCUCCCACCGCCUCAGUGUGGUGGUGCUGAAGGCCAAACACCUGCCCAAGAUGGACAUCUCUGGCCUGUCUGGAAACCCAUAUGUGAAAGUCAAUGUGUUCUACGGACGCAAGCGCAUCGCCAAGAAAAAGACGCACGUGAAGAGGUGCACACUCAACCCCGUCUUCAACGAGUCCUUCAUCUACGACGUGCCCCCCGAGCUGCUCCCUGAGAUCUCUGUGGAGUUUGUGGUGGUCGACUUUGACCGUACCACUAAGAACGAGGUGGUGGGGUGUCUGCCCCUCGGCCUGCACAGCCCCUGUCCCUCUGGCGCCACCCACUGGCGGGAGGUCUGUGAAAACCCCCGUCGGCAGAUCUCAAAGUGGCACAACCUCAGUGAAUAUUAGCUCCUCCCACCGCCUAAUGCAUUAUAGUUCUACUUGUGUGUAUAGGGGGAGGUGGAGGAGGGGAAGAGAGGGACUUCUUGCCGAGAGAGUGGCUUUUCCUCAUGCCAUACUUUCUCUUGUGAAUAAUACCAACAAAAAAUGAACAACAUUCCUGGUGGGACUUGUACAGUGGACUUUACAGUGGUUAAGGUUCAACUACAGAAUCAAAUCAAAGUAACAAACAUGCAUACAGUUAAACAUACACAUAUAUAACCCACACCACUACAGAAUUAUAGAGACACUCAGUCUCAGCAUUAGGUUAAGAGUAAUGAAAAUAAAAAAGUUGUUUGUUAACCAGAAUAUGACCAUGAUCACACAUUCAAGGCUGUUAUGAAUUAUUGUCUGGCCAUGUUGUAUGAAGUUUAGGCGACGGGAGGAUACAUGCAAAUGCUAAAAAAAAACGAAUCGUCAGACUUCAAAAUCCUCCCCUUGCCAAUAUUGUACUUCAAUUCAUCGCAUGUCUGAAUUAAACAGAAAUAUCAUCAAAUCAAAUGUACUAAGGAAACAGAAGUAUUGCUUGUAUUGAUAGUGAGAUUUUAAUUCUCUCUCUCUUAAACUGAGAAAACCUCAUGCAACCCGACUCUCUGUUGCAGUUUCUCUACAGGUAGGACCAAAUAGGACAGCUAGAAUUUUCUUCCCAAUAAAUAUUUGUUGAAAAAAUUCUUGAAUGUUUUGGGGCCUAACUAUUGUUGUUUAGUGGCAUUACCAUAUUUGAUGACAAGCUCUGUAUCUAAAAUUAAAACCAUCAAGGUUUCAAACCAAUUAAUGCUAUGUUGUAAAGACAAAUGUGAUUUCACUGCAAAAAUAUUUAUUUUGAAUCCAUUUUUAGAACUAAUUCGGACUGAAGAUAUGAAUGUAAUAAACAACCACAGCAUUAUUACAUGGAUACAUGUCAUCACAAGAAAUAUGACAACUUCUCAUACUGUGGCAUUGAAAAAACAUUCACCACAGUAUAAGCGAAUUACUGAAAUAUCACUGCAGCAGGUUAGCCUUAGUACUGUAAUAACCAGGUAAUAACACAUGCUAGUUAGCAGCUUGUAGUGCCAGAAGAUGUUAUUUGAAAGUCACUGAUAUUAUUGGGAAAAAGGGUUUUGACAUGAAGAGUUGUAAAGGGUCAUGUUUUGCUGUGUGGUUUCCAACAGGUUUAUACAGUAUGUUCCACUAUUUUGGCCAAUGCCGACAUGCUCAUCUUUUAAGGCUCGAUUCAAUCCGAAUAACGCUUGAAAUGGAAACGUAAUUGUCUAUUGAGCUGACAUAUGCAGCGUUUACCGUGAAUUCAGUCUUCUCGAACUUGGAACAUUGCCUUCACAUUUCAAUAGCCAUGAUCUUGAGCGAUACGGAUUGAAUCGAGCCCUUCGUAUAUUUUUGUUCUCUUUCAUUUGGCUAAUUUCAAGAAUAUAUUGUAUAAAAGAACAGUACUUCAUAUCUUGAAGGCAACAAUUUUCUAUAGUGAAUAGCCUCACAGGUUGAAGCUCCUGUAUGUUGUUGGUGAUACUCUGUGUGUGUGUGUGUGUGUGUGUGUGUGUGUGUGUGUGUGUGUGUGUGUGUGUGUGUGUGUGUGUGUGUGUGUGUGUGUGUGUGUGUGUGUGUGUGUGUGUGUGUGGUGUGUGUGUGUGUGUGUGUGUGUGUGUGUGUGUGUGUGUGUGUGUGUGUGUGUGUGUGUGUGUGUGUGUGUGUGUGUGUGUGUGUGUGUGUGUGUGUGUGUGUGUGUGUGUGUGUGGAGACUGCAGAGCCCAGGUGCACUGUUUGGAACAAUGUAAGUGGUGAUGGGGUUCAGAGCAGGACAUGGCAGUGGGGUGGCUACUGCUAGCUUCUGGCUUGGCUAGGCUUUUGACCAGAAGGACAAGACACAGGUGGGCAAAACCCCACUCCUCCACUGUCACUAACUAAGCUCCUUCCUCUCUUCCUCCUCUUUUUCUCUCGCUCUCUCACUCUCUUUCACCCUCCUUCGCUUCUUUCUUUCUAGCUCUCUCUUUACAGUCCCUUAUUUCCUCAAUCUCCUUCGUUCUCCCCUGUCUCCUCUUUCUAACUCUUUCUUUGCACCUUCUUUAUUUGGAUCACUAAUAUCUCAAAUUCCUUUUAAUGCCUCAUUCCUCAUAAUGAGAGAUGUCACAGUAUUUGACAGAUUAGUGAACCCAUCAUAACACCUAUCACACCCUGUGAUGAUUUGGCUGUAUGACUGUUAUGCUCUGUCAUCAUUGUACCCUGUAGGCAAGGGGUGUCAAACUCAUUCCAUGGAGGGCCUAGUGUCUGCAGGUUUUUGUUUUUCCCUAGACAACACGUUGUGGGGAGUUCCUUACUAAUUAGUGACCGUAAUUCAUAGUCAUAAUUCAAUGAAGUACAAGGGAGGAGCGAAAACCCACAGACACUCAGCCCUCCGUGGAAUGAGUUUGACACCUGUGCUGUAGGCCUACUCAGUGGAGACAUGGGGAGCUGUAAGCAGCAAUGGCUUUACAUCACACUGUGUAACAUUUACUGCAGUGCAGUCUGUAAAAUUGACUGUGGGAAACUCUGGGAGGACAGUAAUCACAGUGAAGCCAAGGUGAAAAUACUUAAGUAAGACUGCAGCUCUGUCGACAAGGCAAGGGGAAGGCAGAAAUGUGUGUUGCAAUACACAUGAGCUGCCUUGUUUUUCUGUUGGCAGCAAACUCCUGCAAUUAGAACCCCCAACAUUUUGACUGUCUAUAUCCCCAUUUAUACCUGGUGCUAACGUGGGUCCUUUGUCCUGAUCUAGUCUACAUUCUGAUUGUGCCCACAUUUCCAGAAGUGUGUCUACACAUGGUAAUUACAAUUACCAGUCUUUUAUCUGUCCACUGUGUCUGCAUUGUGACCAGAGUUCCUGGUCCCUUCCUUUAUGCAAAUAAUUUCACAGCUAUAAUAUUUAUAUAUAUUUUUACUGUAAGACACAUAUUGAUGUAAUCAGCCACCUGUCACUGAUAUUAGAGGCCGGAAUAAUGAUGAUUUAAAUGGUUUCUCUGUCCAGAUCUGUCUACACUUGUAAGAUGUCCAGACACAAUAAGAUCACAAUGUGUCUUUUGAUUGUUAACACCUGUCUAAAAAUGUGGGCACAAUCAGAAUGUGGACAAGAUCAGGACAAAUGCCGCAAGUUAGAACAAGGUAUACAUGGGGCUUACUUCACCUCGUCUCCCCAACUUUGACCUUCAGUGUAGCUAUUUCCUUUGUUGAUAUAUCCUUAUUAACUAAUUUGGAAUAAAAUAUGAAACGUAAUGAAAACAAACUGUAAUAAUGACUGAUCGUGGAUUGGUACAAAUUAUUAUUUCAAGGUAUCCUCUGUCCAUAAACAUGGAGUUAAACUACAGUAUGUAAAGAAAUACUUGCCAGUAAUGCGAACGGUGUCUAAAACUUUCAUUUUCCUAUAUGCUGAGUAUAUUACGCAGAUGCUAACCUGUGUGUUGGUUUCAUUAACAGUCAUUCAACGUGCAAAUAAAAUGUUAUACUCCA